AUGGUUGGCACUGGCUCCCAAAGUCCUGCUGUAAAUGAACUGCCUGAAUCUCCGAUCUUUCAAGAAAUUGGGUCAAAUGCUUCAAUUUCCGGGUCUCCAUGUAUCCCCGAACAGAGUCGACUUCAAGCUGAGAAGGCUACAGAAUCGGAAAGAGCAGAUGAGAGUAAAGUAUUACGGGUUCUUGAGACUCUGGAUAAGAGGAAAGACCUGAUAUUGAAGUACAUCUCCUCGACAGCGAAGGAUGCGAUACAGACUUCGACAGAUUGGCCAGAAGAGGACCCUCGAAUCGUUGAUAUCCAGUUGGCAUCUAAGCGUUGUACUAACGAAGCCAGGCUUCGAGCUGGCCUAGCGCGGCGGUCCCUGGCCGACACAUACUUAUUAUGGGAGAAGGAAGAGUACGGGACUUCCAGAGUGGACACCUUAGUUCUUCACCCCGAUUCAAAUAAUCGACAGCAUCAUGUUCAGGAAUACGUAACCAGCAACAGCCUUUUCAAGAGCAAAAGAGCGGCGGGAGACUCCAUUCUGCGGGGCAUCAAAUAUCGCGUAUUCGAGAAGACCUAUGGGAGUGAGGGUGUCUCAAGCUUUCUUAUUUUUGCGAAUCAACAGUUUCGUGCGGUACAGUAUCGUUUUCUGCCUCUUUUGGCUGAAAAGAUCAAACGGUCGAAAUGUUGGCAUGGUCUGGCCAAUGAUAAGUCGAAAUGGAUGGAGGAGUGCCAGGCCGUGUAUGAGGGUCAGUCUGGUCUGGACUUCAAAUUCUGUCGCUAA
Molecule: messenger RNA, 765 nt
Organism: Aspergillus fischeri NRRL 181
Lineage: Eukaryota; Fungi; Ascomycota; Eurotiomycetes; Eurotiales; Aspergillaceae
Exons: 1
Coding region: 1-765 (254 amino acids)
Source: RefSeq, a predicted model, not a curated record